AGGCGAGCCGCUGCUGCUCAAUGGCGGAAAAGCCGCCGGUGCUCUGACUGCCUCGUCCCCCUACAGUUGCGGGGGAGUUUCCUGCCGGCGCGGCUGGAGUCUCUGUUUCUCAGUGUUCGGUGGGUGGAAGAUGCUCCAGAGAGACGAGGCUGCGGCGGAGGCGGAGGCGGUGGCCGAAUCGGCAGCGACUCUAGGGUGGAGAGAAGGCGGCGGCGGCGGCGUGAGGGGCCGGGCGGUGUAAACAGCCCCGGUGGCGGCGGAGGCGGUAGUGGCCGAGAGCCGAGGGUUGAGCGGCGGCUGAAGCAGGGUCACGCCUCCGGCGGAAGCCUGGGCUGAGAGCAGCGGGCGCGACGGGACGCCUCAGACCUCGCCUCCCUCAUUGGCCCAGAUUCAUUAAUAAACAUGGGUGCAUUUUUGGAUAAACCCAAAACUGAAAAACAUAAUGCUCAUGGUGCUGGGAAUGGUUUACGAUAUGGUCUGAGCAGCAUGCAAGGAUGGAGAGUGGAAAUGGAAGAUGCACACACAGCUGUUGUAGGUAUUCCUCACGGCUUGGAAGACUGGUCAUUUUUUGCAGUUUAUGAUGGUCAUGCUGGAUCCCGAGUGGCAAAUUACUGCUCGACACACUUGUUGGAACACAUCACUACUAAUGAAGACUUUAGGGCAGCUGGCAAAUCAGGAUCUGCUCUCGAGCCUUCAGUGGAAAAUGUCAAGAAUGGAAUCAGAACUGGCUUUUUGAAAAUUGAUGAAUAUAUGCGUAACUUUUCAGACCUCAGAAAUGGAAUGGACAGGAGUGGAUCAACUGCUGUAGGAGUUAUGAUUUCACCUACGCAUAUCUACUUUAUCAACUGUGGUGACUCACGGGCUGUUCUGUAUAGGAAUGGACAAGUCUGCUUUUCUACCCAGGAUCACAAACCUUGCAAUCCACGGGAAAAGGAGCGAAUCCAAAAUGCAGGAGGCAGCGUCAUGAUACAGCGAGUUAAUGGUUCAUUAGCAGUAUCUCGUGCUCUGGGGGACUAUGAUUACAAGUGUGUUGAUGGCAAGGGCCCAACAGAACAACUUGUGUCUCCAGAGCCUGAGGUGUAUGAAAUCUUAAGAGCUGAAGAGGAUGAAUUUAUCAUCUUGGCUUGUGAUGGGAUCUGGGAUGUUAUGAGUAAUGAGGAGCUCUGUGAAUUUGUUAAAUCUAGGCUUGAGGUAUCUGAUGACCUGGAAAAUGUGUGCAAUUGGGUAGUGGACACUUGUUUACAUAAGGGAAGCCGGGAUAACAUGAGUAUUGUAUUAGUUUGCUUUUCAAAUGCCCCCAAGGUCUCAGAAGAAGCAGUGAAAAAAGAUUCAGAGUUGGAUAAGCACUUGGAAUCACGGAUUGAAGAAAUUAUGGAGAAGUCUGGUGAGGAAGGAAUGCCUGAUCUUGCCCAUGUCAUGCGUAUUUUGUCUGCAGAAAAUAUCCCAAAUUUACCUCCUGGGGGAGGUCUUGCUGGCAAGCGCAAUGUUAUUGAAGCUGUUUAUAGUAGACUGAAUCCACAUAGAGAAAGUGAUGGGCGGUAUCGGCUACCUUCAGUUGUGUACAGUGACUUUUUUCACAUUUUGAAUGGCAGUCUUGAGCGCAUCUCAAUGCAAAGCGGCUGAGAACUGGUGACAAGCAAUGGCUGGCUGGCCUACCAAAGAAGUCGAAGGACAAAAAGAUGGUUUUAUUUUGGCUUUUUUUUCUCCUCCAUAAACUUAGGACAGAAAUGAUACCAAUGUUACAUAUUGUAAAAUUUAACCUCCUCUUAGUCUUUAAUCUACAGAAGCAGAGAAGAGCUGUCACCGUGGCCUUCAAAAUCACCUCUUCCCUCUUCAUGCAAUAAACGCGUGGUUCCUUAGCAGCACUGUGGUUCAUUCCAGGGACUCUCCGGGAUAAAAGGAUCGCUUCAGUGUCGUUUCCCUUCUCCUGAAAGGAUCAUUUAAAUUAGAAUUACUGGAUUUCUAAUGUGUCUAGAAAAACGUCUUGGAUUCUGGUUUUUAUCUUUUCUAGAUGGCUUCUGAAUGAUGUAGUGUUUAAUGUGAAUGGAAGUAGGUUUGUGACCAGUUUGUUCUACAUCAAUCCAAAACUUAGUGAUCAUCUUAAAUUAGAACCUUUUUGGUUUAAUUUAAGUGACUCCCAAGAUCUAUAAUGAGGAAUACAGGAAAUAGUAAUUACUUGGUCAGACAAGGAAUUGACUCAAAUAUUUUCUCAUACGUACGUACUCUUCCAGAUGGCCAGAGGUUGUGCUUUGGGACAAUACAUCACCUACGCAAGGGCCUCCUCUUGUCUUUAUUACAGUUCCAUCGUUAAUGUGCUUUUAUGGUCAGAGAGGUAAACAGUCCCCCUCUCCCCGCCAGGAAGUAGAUACAUUCUCUAUCUGAGAGAUGGUAUUCUUACCGCAAGAAAUGUAAGAAAAAAGGGCCUCAUGUUUGGUCCUGAGCACAAAAGGUACACCAUAGUUAAUACUUGCUAUUUCAAAGGAAAGCGAUGUAAGUAUUCUAGGAAAUUACACAACAAGCAUUUUGAAGUUUAGUACAUAAUCUCUUAGGGAAAACCAUGGAAAACUUCCCUCUCAUUUUUGGAUCCCUCAAUAAUUAUGUCACGUAGUUAUGUGGAAUAACACACUUCUUUACUCAACUGGAUUUAUUCAUGUUUUCUUUGAUCUGAGCGUGAUGUUCAGACAUACUGAAAUCUCAGCUGACUUGUCAUGUACUGAGACAAACUUUUUUUUUUGUCUUUUUCCUUUUUAUCGGUACUGAGGAUCGAACUCACGAUCGCCUGCUUGCAAGGCAGGCGCGUAUGCCGCUGAGCUAAAUCCCCAGCCCCGCUGAGACAUCCUUCUUAAGAGUUCUCUUUAAGUAUGAUAAAAUUUAAUUCAUUAGAAUUAGGUACUUCCCACAUGUUUUAGGUAGUUAGGGAUAACCAGUCAUAAAUAAAACCAUCAGUUAAAUACUGGAAGGUUGACUAUAAGAUUAUCUUUGAAAAGGAAUUCCUUUAAUAAUUCACGAUUAUAUUUUUUAUAUACAGUAACAUGCACAUAUGAUAUAUACAUAUUUCUAUUUGCACAUAGAUUUUUGAGGACUUUUGGCUUUUUCAGAAUGGAAUAGACAUGAAUAUGAAAAGAUAGACUGUUUCCUAUUAGACUACAAUAGUAUGUUUCUUUCCCAGUGUUUCUGGUAGGGAAAUGUUAUGCUCUUUAAUGUAAGAAAAAUGCCAACAUCAUACUUUCUAGACUGAUUUUACAUCGAAAAUCAGCAUACUACUGCUUGCCUAUUCAUAUGAGAUGACCAGGAAAAAGCAAAAUGCAUGUCUUGUAGUUUCACGUAGUUUCAACAUGACAGUUCUGAAGAUUUUACACUUGUGUGUUGUUCAGAGACAAAGGUAAUGGGUCUUUUUUUCUUUUCUUUUUGGACUAGGAAUCGAACUUGGGACCUUGCCCUUACUAGGCAGGUACUCGUGCCGCUGAGCUAUAUCCCCCACUCUUGGCCAGAUCUUCAGAUGUGUAUUUGUGGAAUCUCGACACUUGAAAUACCUGAGUACAAAUGCUGUCUCCCAAGUCUCUGGUCUGUCUCAGGCAAGAGUCUGUUUCCAUCUUUGGGCAACUCUGUCUGUCCCAGUGGCUUCUCUGUUUCUUCCUCUCAUUUACCUUGUUAAGUUUGGGGCAGAUAUUUAAUCAGCUAUUACGGUGGUUCCCCAGCCUCCCUCUGUGUUCAUUAUAUAAUCAUGGCUUCAGCUGUGUUUACCAUCUAGGACACUUCUCUAAACAUACUUUUAUUUUUUUAGUUAUAUACGUACUGAUAAUACUACAGAAUGGAUAUGUUCAUUGUGGUGUGUUAGUACAUAUACAUGUCACAUCUUAGUCUUUUUUAUUUCCUUGAAUCCUUCCUACUAUUCUCCCCUUAUCCUUUCCCAUCUGCAAAAUGUCUGUAUUCUGAUUUUCUUACUCUUAAAGUGUACAACACAGAAGUUAACAUUUAUAGCUAGCAGAAUACUCAUUCUUUUUUCCAGUUAAUUCUCUUCUAUUCUUCUAUUUCAAAGUCCAGUGCAUUAGUACUUACAAGAGCUUACAGGCCUGGGGCAAGGCUCCUCAAAAGACUGCACAUGCUCUAAUGAAAUUUAAAUCAGGACACAGAAAUACACAAGAUUAGCUGGUAAUAUCUGCCCACAGAGUCAAAUGUAGAAGAGUGCAAAAGAUCUCUCCACAUACCAGAGAUCUAAAGAAUCCAGCCUAAGGCCUGAUCCCACAGCAGCAUCGGGUCUGUUUCUGAGGCAUGUGCGAUGGAAGACAGGGUCUGCGGGACAGCCCAAGGACCAGUGCAGCAGGCUAGAAAGUCUGCUGUGGCCAGCCCAGAAGCCCAGGCUGCAAGCUGCAUAAUUAUGCUGAGAGCCAGGAGAUGGCACUCAAGAUGAAGACAACAGCUGCUCCAAGGAAAUAACAGCCAUGCUUGACAAAGGUGAGGACUGGAGCGCGUCUGUCUGAAGAGAACGGCCAAAGCUCCUCCGAGGAAAAUCACAGGAAGAUAGCUGAGACUUUCCCUCCUCCUCUCCUUACAUAUCGUCCUGACAACUGUCAGAGUGGGUCUUCCACUCCAUUCAAUUGGGUGUUGACAAUCAACCACUGUGUCAGUAUUGUACUAGCUUUUCUGACAACCAGAGUGUACUGUUUUGAGUCCUUUAAAUGUAAUUGUUUCUGUUGCUUCUUUUGUUUUGUUUUUGAUACUGGGAGCUCAAAGCCCAGGGUCACCCGUAUGCUAAUAAGCUCAGGCUCCGCCAGAGCUCCACCUCCAGCCCUAACUUACUGUUUCUGUUAUUUUUAGGGACAUCUUACUGUUUUUAGGUACAUCUCCAGUCUUCUUCUGCAAGUAUGUUAUGCUUCAGGAAAAGGUAUUUUGUAAAACAAUCUUAACCCAGCAUGGUGGUGCAUGCCUGUAACUGCAGCACUCUGAGAGGCUGAGGCAGGAGAGUUGUAAGUUCAAGCCAAGCAAGACCCUAUCUCAAAAUACACAAAAUAACAAUGGCAGAGAACAUAGCUCAGUGGGAAGGCCUUGAAUUCAAUCUCAGGACUCCCAGAAAAAAAAAAGAACUACCAGUUAAUCUGCAAUUCGAGAAGCGAAUACAGCAGUGUAGGGUGUACAGGACAGAGCAGGCCUCAUCCAAGACAUGUGGACUGAGGUGGUACCGCAGCUCUCCAGCAAAGUGCCUUCUGUUAAAACCAGGAUAGCUAACACUGCACCAAGUGUCUGACCGGAAGCUAAGUGACUUAAGGAAGGAAUGCUUUUCCUAGAUUACUAGAGAUGACACAUGGGCAGUGGCAGCCCUGGAGUCCUCAGUUGCUCUGGGAUAGGAAAGGAUGUAACCUCGGUCUUUAUAUCCACCUUUCCUUAAAAACCGCUUUGAGAGGAGAGCAGCGGUGCUGAAGAUACAGUACGGCAGGGGACUUGCACUGCACCCAGCCAUCUUAAAGGGCCAGCUUUGGCUUGCCAGCUUUGAGCUCGAAGUUCUUGCAAAGGCCAGUGACAUAGUCCAAAUGCCCCUUUAACUCAUUCUUCUGAUUUCUUCAAUCACUAGGGCUCAAAAAGUAACAAGUGAAAGAAAUAGUUGAAAGGAGAAUACUAUUUUAUAAAUUUCUGCAGAUAUAUGUGUCAUAUAUGAUGCAUACAUUGAUGGCAUAUUCUGCACACUUUCGUAUUUAAGCUAUACUUUUAAAGGCUUUUUUUUUUUAAACAAAAGACCUUGGCUGGUGAAUAACCCUCAGAUUUGUUUACAUAAGGUUUCUCUGUGUUAGUAGAACACAUGAAAAUAGUUGAGUAGAUGUGGUGGACAUGCUUUACAGUCUGAACUCAAAUACAGAUUACAUGUCAUAUUGGGGGGAAAAUCACUUUUGGGGAGGAGGCACCUUUGAGAAAUAGGUAGCUGUUAAGUAGGAGUGAGCUGAUCUGCCACAAGGAACAAAAUCAAGCCUGUAAAGUUUCAAGCAUAAUAGAAGCUUAAUCCUUGCUCAAAUAUGUUCCCGCCCCAGUAUUCCAGAUCAGUGGACUUCUAUGAAAAACCGAGUUUUACCUUAGGUCUGAGCUUUGUCCGUCUGUCCUCCGUGUAAGCCAGAGAGACAGAAGGUGCUCCUGCUUCUUCAAGCUUCCCCCUGACAGUGGUGCACUCUGGUUCUGUUCACACAAGAAGGAUGAGAGGGAGCCUCACUGUCACACUUGCUGUAAGUGCGUGGCUGUCUCCGCUAUGACACGAUUAUCGUGGACGAGGACAACUGGCCAUGUCUGCCACAGGCAGCUGUUCUUCAGAGCAGGAAAAACAGGUUCCACUAUUUGAGCACAUUAAGGGACUAGACAGAGAAAAUGGAUACUGAUUCAACACAAGCUUCAGAAAGGCUAAGUCCACACAGCGGCCAAAAUUACUAAAAAGAAAUGGCAACACCAUACGUUGGCAAAGAUGUGUAAUAACUGAAACUGUAGGAAAUGUAAAUGACACAACCACUUUGGAAGGGUUUGGGAGUUUCUUAGGAAAAAAAUCCAUACCUGUGUCAUGCUGGAUCAGUUCCACUUGUAGACAUUUAAAUAAAAAGAUCUGUGCAGAGAAAGGGUUCAUACAAGAUUGUUGAGAGCAACUCUUCUUAAUACUCAAGAGGGAAACAACCCAGGUGUUCACCACUAGAAUCAAAAGUUAAAAGUAGGGUCAAAAGAAAAGAUUAAAUUUAGUGAUCAAUCUUAACUGGCUUUUGCUUGUGAUUCUAGGAUUGAACAACACAAUUAGUGUUCUAAUGAGCUCAGUAGAGCAGGAUUGGCUUUAUAGACAGGCAGAAGAAAGACACAACAAAAAGCAGAGUGGCUUUCUUCAAGUUAUUGUCCUUGUAAGGAUUAAAGCAGAUAACUUCAUUAUUCCAUGCCAACGAGCCCUUCCUGUUUGGGAAUUUGGUUUUAUCACUCUCCUGGUGUCUUAAAAUGUCAGAUAAGUAAUUUUGACUUGGUGAUAGGAAUCUUAUCAUGAGUGGCUCUAUUUUGAUUUGGUCUAUUGAGACUGGUACUGGAGUUCAGUCCAAACCAAAGACCUCCAAGAAAUUUUACUUAACAAUAGGUAAACUGUUGUGUAAUCACACAAGAGAAUGCUCUUUGGCCAGGAGCAGGGCAGGGUGUGGAGAGAUUAUUAAUAUGUACAAAUUCAUGUAUGAAUCUCAAGUCAUCCUGAAUCAAAGAUGCUUUACACAAAACUAUACACCACAUGAUUGUGAUUAAAUUUUUUUUAAAGCAUAAUAAUUCGUGGUGGAAAAUAACCCACAGUGGGUGUCUCAGUAGGAGAGACUGAUUAGGAAGAGGGAGGAAGAAACCCUCUAUAAUGACAGGCAUACUCGAUACCUUCAUGAGAAGUCUGGGUUAUACAGAUGUACACAUUUGCCAAAAUACAGCACAGAUUCACUUAAGAUUUAUGUAUUUUGUUGGAAGUAACUUUUACCUCAAAAGAUAAAAUUUAUAAACAAUAUUACUUAAAUGAUAUGGUUGCUGAAGUGUUUAGGAGGGAAAUUAGGUAUCUGCAGUAUAUUUUAAAACACAUAAAGAAGUGAUUUGGGGUUGUGGAUGGGGUUUCAAUGGUAAAAUGCUUUCCUUGUAUACACAAGGUUCUGGUUUUGAUCCCUAGCACUGCGCGCGUGCACACACAAACUAAAAUAGGCUGAUACAUGGAAGGAUGCGUAGGUGGACAGAUGCAUGACAAAGUAGCUAUAUAAUAAGUGUCAAGAGACUUAACAACUACCCAAGAUAGAGACAUGGGGACUAACUUACUCUCCUACAUUAUACAACCAGAAAGCCAGGCAAAUAUAUUAUGAAUCAAAGAUCUCUCAAAACAGUUGAAGUGUAUUGGUACAAUUUAGGUACACACGGUGAUCACAUUCAUCAUGGGGAAUUCGUACCUCUUGAUGAUUUGUCUUUUUCCUUCUCAUACCCUUCCCCUCCCUUCAACAUCCUCUUUCCCUCCUUAUUUACAAAGCUUUGUUUCCCAUUUUAGCCUCCGUUUCUCAGCUUUUCUUUUCCUCCCUUCCUUUUUAUCUCCUUCCCUAGUUCUUCUUUCCUUUUGAACAGACUCUUCCCAAUCCAUAUCUUUUGUACCAUUUGGUUCUUAGAAACAAAGCUUUGUGUGAAAUCACCUGGGUUCUGAAACAGUCACUAGAGUAGGCAGAACAAUUACAAGACAUACUUAGAUUUGAGAGCAUUUUGUGUUUCCAUAAACCAGAGCAAAACAACUUCACAGUGCAAAGGGCACUAAGAGGAAUCCUUAAAAGAAUGAGGAAAUAGUGGUGAGGCUAAGUUAUCCCCUCAUGAAAUGGACCUCUGGACCCAUCCUUGCAAAUUCUAUAUCUGUAAGUCAAACUGAUUUAUAGAUUAAAUGAAAUCCUAAUCAAAACCUUAGCAGCCAUUUUUUGGUAGAAUCUGAUGAGCUGAUUUUAAAAUUUCUAGGAAAAUCCUUGAGUAGCUCAAACAACUUUGAUGAAGAUUAAGUUAGAGGGCCUAUACCAUCUGGUUGUAAGAGUGACUUACAGAGCUUUAGUAAUUAAGACAAUGUGAGUGGGCCUGGUGGUACACAUCUAUAAUUUCUGGUCGAGGCAGGAGGAUCACUGUGAAUUCAAUGCCAGCCUGGGCCACGUACUGAGUUCAAGGCCAGCCUGAACCACACAGUAAGACCCUGUCUCAGAAAGUAAAAACAAACAAAAAGACAUGUGAUUGGUGUCAGGCUUUAUAUAGCAAUGGGACGUAAUAAAAGUCCAGAAAGAGACCCAUCUAUGUAUGUCACUUGAAUUUGAACAAAGAUGACAGGAGAACUCAAGGGAACAAAAGCCUGCUUACAUAUGGUUUGGAACACAUAUUAACCAUAUGUAACCACACCAAUCACAAAAAUAAACUAUUUUUCCCCGCCUCCCCCCAUCUCAUACUACACAAGAAUGGCUUAGAAGUGAAUCACAGACUUAACAGAGCUAAAACUAAAAUUUCUGGAUGAUAGAACUGGAGGAUUUUGGGUGGCACAGCAUGUAGGUAAGACAGCAUAAAAAUAAUAAGCAUAAAAGUAAGUGGGUAAAAUAUUGAAUUAAAUGGCUCUUUGUAAGGAAGAUAUAUAUAUAUAUAAAUGCAAAAUAAACACUAGCUCACUGUUAUUAGUUUCUCACUUGAGAAAUAUCUAAUGCAAGAUAUAUAAAUAUAUCAGGAUUUACAAGAUGGGCUUAUAAUGGCCACUCACAGAGCCAGGUGUGGAGAGUGUGAAAGGGCUGUCUGCAUGCUGGAGAGCUGAGCUCCAGACAGAAGGUGAAGGCCUGAAGCUCACUGUAAUGUCCUAUGCAAGCCCAUAUCAGGAGGCCAAAGGGUGUGCCCUGGGAGGCUGGAAGCCGGAGAUGAUAUCCCAGGUGAAGGCAGACUGGAGCGCCUCUGAAGAAGGGAGCCUUCUUUUGUUUCCCUCUCAUUCCAUUCAGGCUACAAGCCUAGUGGUUGGUGCCACCCAUACCCAGAGUGUGCCUUCUGUAAAUCCUUUCAGCCACACCCAGGAAUAUGCUAAUCUAAUUUAGUAGAAUGUUUCUUAAUCAGUUAACUAUCACAUUCGUUAUUAAGGAAAUACAGGUUAUUAAGGAAAUGCUCACUAGAAGGAAGUUAUUGAAAAUUGGUAUUACCAAUCAGCAAGAUUUUGGUGUAAAUAGACCUCUCAUACCUUGCUCACAGGGAGAUAUAAAGUUCUAGCCACAUUAGGAAGCAAUGUGGUAGUUUCUUAUAAAUGUCAGCCUUUUUUUCGAUUCUGGGGUUCUUUAGACUUUUCAGGUCUUUAGUGCCCUGAACAAAGAAUUGGACAAGACACACAAAAACAGUAAUGAGGUUUUACAUUUAUCGAAGGUAGGAAAACAUGUAUGCUCUGCAGAGCGAGAGCAGGUCACUGUGAGAGUUCACAGUGGCCAUGAGGCUAAUGGCAGAGGUCCUUUGAAUCCUUCAUUCUUCAGGCUGAAGUCAGAUCUAGGCUGUCUUAUCAAAAACCUGCUUGUUUUCACAUCAGAACAAUUAAAAACAGUCCUUCACCUGAUUAUUCCCAGGUGAAGGACCUGGCAACUCUAUUCCACGCACUUGACGUGGAUCUCUGUGAUGGACACAUCAUGCCUGCCUGCUCAGCCAGCUGGCCAUGCCCUAACCUCUGGCUUCAUUAUAACUCAGCAAUUCUACUCCCCUUUACCUAAGAGAAAUGAAAACGUAUUCGCACAAAAGUUGUAUACGUGAAUAUUGGCAAAAAUUUGUGAGCUGUGUACUUGUGUACAUGAAUAUUUACAAAAACUUGUUCAUAGAUGUUCAUAAAAUCUUUAUUUAUAAAGUUCCAAAUUAGAAACACCCCAAAAAUCUGUUAACUGGUAAAUGGAUAAACCAUAUCCAAACAAUGCUUAUUUAGCAUAAGAAUGAACAAACUGCGAAUACAUUCAGCAACCUGAGUGAAUCUCAAAAACAUCCUAGACAGACACCAUGGACUAAGGACUACAUAAAUUUAUGUGUCUUAAAAAACUAAAAAAGACAAAAUUGUAGUGACAAGAAACAGAUCAGAUGUUUCCAAGGGCUUUGCUAGAGGAGGAAUCUUUGAAAAUUGAAGGAACUGUUGUAGAUCGUGGUGGUGGUGAUUACAUAUCUGCACCCUUGUAUCAAAACUCAGCCACCAGGUGUGGUGGAACACGUCUGUGAUCCCAGCCAUCUGGGUGACUGAGGGAGGACAAUAACAAGUUUAAUCGAAUCUGGGCAAUUUUUUGAGUUGAUGAGACCCUGACUCAAAAUGAAAAAGGGCUGGGGGUUUAGCUUAGUGUGAAGGGCCUGAGUUCAAUCUUUCAUUACUGCCAAGAAGAAAAAAUUAAAAAAUCAUACAUUUCAAAGUGAUAAGUAUAUAUUUAUACCUCAUUAAGUUUGUAGUACUUUAAAAAAAGAAUGUAGAUGUUGGGUUUAUAGUAUUCAUUAUAAAUUCUUCUAAAUCUACCCAAUAAAAUUUGAUAAUUUUCUUUUAAAAUAUGCCAAGAAAUAGGAACUUGAGAUGAAAGCCAGAAGAGUGCUACAUAUUUUAUGCCUUGAGGGACUUUUCAUGUGAAAAUUUUCAUGUGACCUUGUUUAAGGUAAGUCGCCACAGAGAUUUACUAUAUAUAUUUAUUUGAUACUUAUGUAGCUAUAUUUGAAUGUAUUUAUUAACUUCAAUUAUUUAAUGACUUUCUUGAUCAAUUGUUGGGACGAUGGUGUGGUUGGAGUAGGGAACAAAGUUAACAGAAUGCUUUAGCAAAUAACCCAUUUAAAUGGGCUGAAUUCUAUGAUCAUGAAAUUCAUUGAGGCCACUUUUAUUUUAUAAUCUGUUAUGGUUUGUGACUAGAUUUCCCCCCAAAGUCUUGUGCAGUCAUGGGGGCAAGGUUUUUGGAAGUCACUGACUCCAGAGUGUGUGACUGAUUUGUAAUGCAGUGCUGGGUUAAUGGUGCUGGCAUUAUGGGUGUGAGUGCUACCUCUACCCGAGGACAGGAGCCUGCAUACAGUAUAAGGGGCAGACCGAGGCUUGUCCUGUCUUCUGUCUUGUUGCUUCUGCUGUCUUCCACUGCCAUGAAUUGUUGCCUCUGUGCCAUGUGCCCUCCUACCUUGGAGCCAGCUGGUUACAGACUGAAACCUCUACAAACUGUGAAUUAAAUAAACCUUUCCCCUUUAACUUUAAGUAUCAGGUAUUUUGUGUCAGCAAUAAGAAAAUUAUCUAAGGUAUAAUCUUAUGUGCCAUCCUCACUCAACAAUCAGGAAGACCUGACGAUGAAAUCUAACUUCAAAAUAUUGUAAAAGUAAUUAAAAUUGUAUUGGAAUCCUA
Cavia porcellus (domestic guinea pig) is the source of this 11839-nucleotide messenger RNA. It is a transcript of the gene Ppm1b, whose product is annotated as protein phosphatase, Mg2+/Mn2+ dependent 1B. The record is from RefSeq and is a predicted model, not a curated record. Gene Ontology annotation, cellular component: cytosol; nucleus. The coding region runs from base 403 to 1623 and encodes 406 amino acids. Lineage: Eukaryota; Metazoa; Chordata; Mammalia; Rodentia; Caviidae. Gene Ontology annotation, biological process: positive regulation of canonical NF-kappaB signal transduction; negative regulation of canonical NF-kappaB signal transduction; positive regulation of canonical Wnt signaling pathway. The transcript is spliced from 7 exons. Gene Ontology annotation, molecular function: protein serine/threonine phosphatase activity; manganese ion binding; magnesium ion binding.